Pocillopora meandrina is the source of this 18349-nucleotide messenger RNA. The record is from the annotation of a GenBank genome assembly. NCBI's taxonomy places the organism in Eukaryota, Metazoa, Cnidaria, Anthozoa, Scleractinia, Pocilloporidae.
AUGGAGGGGACGGGGCAGUUAAAUUUUGGAUUUUCAGCAGACUUCACUGCAAAUCUGUCUUUGAAUCCAGGACUGCAAUGCAAUGGUAUAUUUUCAUGUCAAUUUUCUAUUUGAAGUUAUCUGAUUCUUAGUCCACUUUCAAUUUCAGAGAAGUCAAAGAAAACAGAAGAGACUAAGAUGAUAAACAAAUGUAGAUUUUUCCAGGUUUCUUAUUAAUAAUUGUUAUGCCUCAGCCUAUCACAGCACCUGUAAAAGUAAUUUGUAGAGUAAGUCAUUUUAUUUUUUUCUUAUAGGAAUCUUGGGCCUUCCUCUGGAAGGGCAGGGCACAUCAGUUGGACAGUAAGUACUUGUUCUAAUACAAUUAUACAAAAAAUAUAUUUGUAGUUAAAAAAAAUAAUAGAUCAAUAAGCUGUUUUCUCUCUUUUCUAAGGCAUAUCCUUUUUCCAGCAUACUAAUGAUGGUAACAUUACAUUUGCAUAGUAUUCUUUAAACAUUUGGGAGGUUUGCUCAUAGAGUUCUUUUUGCUAUUGUUCAUGCUAUUGUUUUGCUAUUGUUUUUUGUUCAUGAAAGGACAUAAAUGGUCAGUUAUUUUGUGAGCAUUUAACUAAAGGUCUUAACUUUUGAACUGAUAACCAUUAAGUUAACAGUUUUGAUAACCAGUGAAAGCUAAAAAAACUUGGUUCUUGGAUUUCUGAAAUUAAUUGGUCACUGUUAUUCCAGAAAAAUUAAGUGCUAGCCCUAUCCAUUGUUUUGAAUUAGUUCAUCAAAUAAUGAAAUCUGGCUUAGAUCAGUGGAAGUUUUCUGGUGAAUUUUGCUCUAAUUUGUAACAUUUUAUAUCAAAAACAGUCCAAUUGACAUUCCCAAUUUUGGAGGACAGCACCGAAGCAAGAACUUUCCCAUGACCCCACCAGAUUCAGAUGGACCAGACUCCCCAGAUGCAAACCAAGGUAAACUUUUAACCCUUUAACCUCUAUGAGUGACCAAGACAGAAUUUCUCCUUACAAUAACAAUAUAACAUCAAGCAGUCACAUGACAAGACUACAGAAAAAUAACAAUAAAGGGAUUAUGAGUUGAUCCAAUACCAAAUUCUCAGAACAAAGAUGGUAAGAAUUGUAUGGCAGACAAUAAGGAGAUUUACUAAUGAGAUUUUGGGGGUGAAGGGGUUCAAUCAGAUUGGGCAGAGUAAGGGAAUUCCUUUUUAGAAUCACUUUCUGUUUUAAUGUGCAUGUUAAUGCAAAAUUUGUUUUCAGAUAUUUAUAGUUUCAAAUUGUAAAUUUUUUUUUGGUGACUGAUGAAGAAUUCUGCUUAUAUUGUUUAAAAAAAUCUGUCUCUGUAAUGAACAACAAUCUUGACAGAUUUUCCUUUAUUUUUACACCUGUAAUGAUAUGUUAGUUAUGAAUUGUGAAUGUAAUGUUAUCUGAUAACUUUUAACACUCCAUAGUUCUUUUGCCUAAUACACCUGGAAAUCAUCACAUCAUGCUAUCAUCAAUUUCCCACUCUGGAGGAAGGCAGGUACAACAAGGAUGUCCCUUGAGUAGCUCAGAAGAAUUCCCCUUACAGUCCAUCAGGUAACAGACAUACCUGUGAGUAGAUGGUUGAACAAGCAGAUGAUUCUCAAAAGUAGCUUGUGUUCCUUCAAACCUUUUCAUUACAUCUCAUUUGUCCCAUCUGUCUUAUUUAUCCCACAAGUCCCAUUUGUUCUUUCUUUCCUUCAUCCUUUCCAUACUUCCCUCUUAACCUAUCUCAUCUAUUCCCUCUAUCCUGCUUGUCCGUCUCUGCCUAUUCCAUCCAUUCCUUCACUCCAUCCCAACUCUCCCUUUCAUCUGAUCCAUCCAUUUCAUCCCACUUGUUCCUCCCAUCCCAUCAUAUCUGUCCUUGUCACCUCACCUUUUCUUGCCAUUUGAUGCAUUCUCUUAAUCCAACCAAUGUAUCCAUCAAUACAAAAGGAUUCCCCUCUUUUAAUUCAGCAGCAAUGUCCCUGAACCUAAAAGGAAGAGGAAAAGAGAUUCAGAGAGUAGUGAAACAUUAACAACAAACAGAAUAUCAUCACUCAGGCUUAAUUCUUUGAAAUCAGAGCCAGGUAAUUAUCAUAUAACUGAAAUAUUCUGUAGGCACCAAUGCUCUAUUGAUUUUAAAAUUGUUUCCACUGUGUUUGUGUAUAAAUAUAGCUGGAGUGUUAUUGGUUUCACCAAACUGCUAAGGAAACCUUAAUGAGAAGGUAACCAAGGAAAGACCAUCAACCCUUAAACUCCCACAAGUAAUUAGCAUGAAACUUCUCCCUGUAAUAUACAUAUGUUAUUCAGCAGACAGCUUAUGAGAAUAUUCAAACUUAUCAGGUUGAAGCUGCUAUCUUGAUCUAGCACGGAGUUCUCAUAACUGAUUUACAAGGAAAUUAGCAGUUAGAAGGGAGACUGAACAAUCAGAUCUUAGGAGUUACAGUGUUAACCUUUUGACCUCUAAGAGUGGCCAGCAUCUUAUUUCUCCUCACAAAAACCACUGAAUCACACAUUAGGGUCAUGAGAAUAAAGGAAAUGAUCACCCACUAAAGAAGCUCUUGAUUGUUAAACAAAUUCCCCUUGUUAGCACCUUUUGGAAAUGUAUAGAGAACAGUAUGGAGAAUAUGCAUACCGAUGUCAGGGUGUAAAGAGUUAAUUGGCAAAUUUACAGUUGUGUAUUUAGUUGCCAAGCCUUUGAUUUGAAGUGAGGCUGAAGGUGACUCUGUUGUGAUAGAGACAAGUAUCUAGUUAGCAUGAUAACAAAGUAAUUUACAUUUGAAAAGCAGCAAUGUUUGUAUCAAAACAAGGUCACCCUUAACCUCACUCCUGUUCAAAGGCUUGGCAACCAAGCACGCAACUGAAUAAUGAACUAUUCUUAUUGCUGAAGAAAAAAGAAAAUGGACUGGUUAGGGUGCCAGAACCUGCUUCUCUGAUUUUCAAAUGUUGAGUACAAGAUAUGGCUUUGAUCCUGUUAAGUUAAUGGAACUUUUGAGUAAUGGGCCCCAGGGUUGUAUUUGAUUUCGAGUGUUUGUUUAAGUGAGGUGACAAAAUCUAGAAAAACCUGUAGAAAAACCACAAGAGAAAAAAUAAACUCAACCUACUGGAUGAUCCCUUCUCUCCUUACCAGUAAAUACUGAAGUGCUUUUUACAAGUGUUUAUAGAUAGUUUAUCAAUCAUUUCCACAAAGGUUUGACUAUCUCUUUAUAUUGUUCCUGCUUUAGAUGAUUACUGUUUGGAUGGGAGUGGUUCAGAGGGCCUUGACUCUCCUGAUCCCUUCACCACCACUGCCACUCCUGAGCUCGAAAACUACCAAUGCUUAAAGUGGUUGCCGUACAAAACCGAUGAAUGCUGCAGCAUAUUUGACGACUCUUCCCAAAUGAUGUGAGUCCUUUUUUGGGUGUAUUGAAUAAACCUUUGGAUAUUAUAAUUGUAUGUGGUUUUUAUUUUUGUAAGAAUGUACAUGAAAAAUUUAUGGGAUUCUGAUUGGCUGACAAGAGUGCAAAUUACAAAUAGCACAUAUAUGCUUUCAAAAUUUUGACUGUCUUGACUCUGUGAUGUUUUUUCAUGUACAUUAUUAGCAAUGACAUGAUUUCUCUUGCAAUUUGAAAUAAUAAGCUCUUGGAAAAUUUUUCAAAGACUAUUAAUUGCACUUGCCCAAUAGACUUGUUCAAUUUUGUUUUCUUUGAAAACUUUACCCAUGCUUGACAACACCAAAUUGCACUCAAAAUCAUGUUAUUACCUAUAUGAAGUUGAAACUUGUCAUAGUAUUCCAUCAUUUGGAGUCACUCUCCUUUGGAAAUGACACAAGGGAAAGCUUGUUGAUGUGUAUGGCAGAUAAAAACCCUCAACCCUUUAACCCCCAAGAUGUUAUUGUCAAUUCUUCCCUAUAGCUGCUGCACAUUCCCUUGUAAAAUAUUUGUGAGAAUUUGGUGUUGGAUCAAGAUAACAACUUAUGCGUGAUAAGUUUGAGUAUUCUUAUCACCUGUUUGCUGGAUGAUGUAUGGAUAUCAUAGGGAUAAGUCACAUGCAUUAAUCAGUUCUGGGAUUUAAAGGGUUAAAGGUACCUAUUCUAGGAGUGGAACAAAUUUCUGGAUGUCCAUUUUCAUUUGAAUAGUUAAAAAAUUAUAGUCAAUAGCAUUUUUCAGGUUUAAGCAACAUUUUACAGCUGUAAACAGUUCUAAUCUUCAAAUGAGACCCCUUGAGCUAUUUGUUUUUGUGGGAAGAAACCAAGGUCUGUCCCUCUCCCCUCUUCCUAAUCUGGUUUCAAAUGCCUCACUGACAAACAUAGCAUUUAGCUAAAACACGAAAUGUUGCUGAGACUUAAAAAGAUGUUUUUGAGAGAUGAAGUGUUUCUGUUGAUGUUUUGAUUAUAACUGCAGUUUAUUUCUCUUUAUUCAGUCCUCCACCUCAGUUUAGAGUAGAUGCUGACAAAGGUUUCAAUUACUCUUUUGUGGAUGAAGCAUUUGUUUGUCAAAAGAAAAAUCAUCUCCAGGUAUGUGAUGUGGUAGAAUACUACGCUUUUUGAGGCCUUAAUAAGUGUCCUUUACAGAAAUGUUUUGACCCAAGGGCAAGAUGGGUGAGAAUACUGGACUGUGCAUAGACAGUUGUGAAUCUUAACCCUACUCAGGGUUUGUGUUCUUUAAGAGUGACAGUGCCUCUCUCUGGUCAGGAGUGUGAAGCAAACUGUUUGAGGAAACUGGCCAAUGGACUGGCAUUCAAAAUAAGGGGGAGGGGGGGGAGCCAUCAGAUCUCCCUGUUAUUUCAUGCAAUACAAUAAUAAUUGAUUUUUAAAAAUUAGCAAUAAUAAGUUCAAAUGAUGUUUCAAUGACUUGUUCAUCAUUUUCAAAUUCCACAUUGUCUGUCUUGUUUGGUCAAACUUUUUAUUUGUGUAUCUGGAGGCAUGAUUGAUUGGAUUGUAGUUAAGAUCUUCCUUACUUUGAGUUUAAUUUGAACAUUGAGUUUUAGACAAGGUGAGAUAUAUGUACACUACUGUAACUGGAAAUGGUAUUUCUGUACAAUUUGUUGGGUAAAAAAAGAACUGUGACAGGAUUACAGAGGGUAAAAAUUGAUAAAUACCAUUAUUGGUUAAUUGAAUACAAAAUUAUGAAAAAAAGAAAUUGAAUUGACCAGUGAUAACUUUGAAUCAAAAAUUGCUUUUAAUUCUGACAUAUGCUUUAUUCACAGAUAACAGCUUUCAUGAACCUUCAAUCUGCCCAAACACCCAAAUAUGUCCAGGGAGAGGUUUGUAGAUUUCUUUGUUGAUCUGUGAUCUUUGUUUACCAAGACAAAGCAGGUAUAGUUUAAUCUUGCCCUACUUAUUUUUCUCUUUUCAGCCAACAGAAUUAAGACGUAUUGACAAGUUUCGGCUACACAUCUAUGGAAUUAAGGUAUGCUGAGUAGAACUAAGAAUCAUUUGACCUGUGUGGCUCUGCACAUCCUUAUAUUCAAAAACAUUGUUACAAAAUAAUCCUCAUAUGGGGACUGUAUGUGAUGGAGCCAGUAUGGCUCAAAAGACAUGUGGCCCUUUGUACAACUCUUUGAGAUGCUGGAUGGAAGAGUUUGCAACAAGAAAAGAGAAAAGGGAAAGAGAAGUGAGUCUUCAAUAGAUUGCUUAUUGUCUGAGGUAGGUUGGGCUGGAUAGGAAACCUGCCCAGUCUCCCCACUCAGUCAGUUGGUACUUAAUAUUUAAACAGAGUGCUGGCUCAGUAUGCAAAAACUUACUGAUAUGGCCAUUUGAAAUCACAACUAAAAUUUGCCUUGCUCAUAACUUGUGGCUUUGUAGCUCAAUUGUGUAUGGCACCUAACUGGUAUCUUGGAGGCACAGGCUGAAAAUCCUAUCAAAGCUUGAAUUUCUUCAGGCUUUGUCUGUUGGUUUAAGGGUUCCUUUAAACUACAAUAUUGUUAUUAACAUGCUAUCGAAGGGCAACACACAGACAACCAAAGAACUUUACCCCUACAAUUAGAAAAGGUUUAUCAUUACAAAUUAAACAAAUUCAUGGUAUACAAGUGUGCUGGAUUUUGUUGUUCCAUGAUUAAAUCUACAUAUAACUUUAAAUCCUCAUUUGUUUGCAUUGAUUUAGAUGGAAUCUAAAGCCAGUCAAAUUGGUGUUGAACAAUCUCAAGCUGACAGAAGCAAGAGACACUAUGAACCAUUACAGUAAGUGAUUUUAUCUGCAUCACAUUUUGUGGAAAAAUGAACAGCUGUACACAAGGACUCAACAUGAGCAAAGAGAAAGCUAAAAGAUAAUUGCAGUUGUUAUGAAGUUACAAAUUCUAUGCAACUUAUUUUAACUUGAAACCAAUGUCCCCUUAAGCAAAGGAAAGAUUAUAUGAAGUGUUACUCUCCCACUAUAGUAGUUUAAAAUGUAUACAGUACACACAUUUUAUGAUUUGAGAGGAAAUACAACACUGCUUUGUACACAAUGUACAUUUUUGUAACACUUCAUGCUUUUAACUUUCAGAUUUGAAAUUUCACCAAAAGAGCAAACAAAGAUUACAGUUGGAAGACUGCAUUUCAGGUAUUGUGUUUUAUUAUUUUUUUGAACUGACACUGAAUCUACUAAAACUUUGGGUAAUUGCAAAGAACAGCUCCCCUCCACUGACAGGCAGCCAACUGUUGGCCAACAGUCAGCUGAUUGUUGGUAAUCUGUCGGUGUGAUAGAAGUAGCAUAUUGCAGAGAGCCUUUACCUUCCACCACUGGUUUUAUUGUUUGACUCUUAAACCAGACAUCACAUGUGGGUUGAGUUUUGUACAUGGGUUUUGUCCUCACUCUGAGAAUUUUUUUCCUGGAGUUUAUGAUCUUCCCUCUUUUACAGAAACUAACUUCAUUUCAAUUCAACGUAGAAACAAAGGGCAAGUUGUAAAUUUUUGGAUGUGUAACUGAAAUAUCCAAGAAAAGGUGUACUACUGAAAUAUGAAAUAUUUCUUGCUAUAUGUUUAUCAAAUGAAAAGGAAAUUACUUCAAACUGAUUUAUUUUAGCAAGGUGAGACUAAGAAAUAUAUGAAAACUGACUUGUGGAUGAUAUUAAUCAAGCAAAUUUUCUUGCAGUGAAACAACAGCAAACAAUAUGAGGAAGAAAGGAAAACCAAAUCCUGAUCAGAGGUAAGGACAGGAAUCUCUUCCACUGAUGAGCUAAGUAUAACACACAAUUUACUGUACUCAGCUGUGUUAUAGUUAACCCUUUUACUCUAAUAAUUCUCCUUAUUUUUUGUCACACAAUUCUUUUGAUGCUAGUUCAGAGAAUAUAUUAUUGGAUCAAAAAGUGAUCCUCUAAUAGUCCAUUUUACAGUUGCAUGCUUUGUUGCCAAGCCUUUGCCAAGGGUGACCUUGUCAUGAUACAAACGUUGCUGCUUGUCAAAUCAUGCUUACUAGGUACUGGCCUCUAUCACAAUAUGGUCACCUUCAGCCUCACUCCAAAUCAAAGGCUUGGCAACUAAGUACACUACUGCAAAAUGGCCUAUUGAUACAUGUACUUUCUCAUUUCUCAUCAUUUGUCUGCUUGAUAUUGUAUUGAUACCUUAAGGAGAAAUUCUGUCUUGGUCACAUUGGAGCUGAAGGGUUUAAUAACGUUGUCUUUUAGAUACUUCCUGCUUGUUGUUGCUGUGUAUGCUCAAGCUAAAAACAAGGAAUUUUUAGUGUGUGCAAAUGUGUCGGAAAGAAUCAUUGUUAGGGUAAGAAAGUGUCUUUCAUUUAUUAUUUAUUAUGAGUAUAAUUGGUCCGGUGAUUAUGGAGAUGUGAUCGCUCUGAUUGGUCGAGAAUUGCGUAAUAUCUCGCCCCUGCCUUAAUCACCUCACACGAGAUAACUAUGGCAGGGGUGCAAAUUUCAAAGUGGCUACCUUGCGUUUUAUCAAUGUUACCGAAGAAGUGAUAAAUGCGAUAGUAGAAAUGUAAAUUACGAAGAGCACAAAAGAUACUACCAAGUUUGGAGGAACACUUUUCAAAAGAAGGAUAUGAAGUUUUUGCUGAUUGUAUUACGAUAAACAAACCUGUUAAAUUUUACUGAAAACUGGCUGCUUGUCUCGAUUUGAGUAAUCAAAACAAUUUUAACAGAAGGGUUUCAACAAAAAAAACGAAUUUAUGUAACAGAAUUCAAAAGCACCAGAGCAAUUAUGCUAAAACAAUGAUAUUAUUUACUUCAUCUCGGGGAUUAUUCAACAAUAUUCAUUGUGCCUGUGGCGCAUAAUUAAUUGUAUCAUUAUUACUAUAAUCUACUACCUUCCCUCGAUGCAAAUUAACUGUUUGUGCUUAGAAGGCUCCUGUGGUCAACUUUCUAAGUAACUAGUCCUGAUUGUUUUCCUUUGUUUUUGCUGUUUUUGCUAGGCUUCAAAUCCUGGCCAGUUUGAGAAUGACAUGGAAGUUGUUUGGUCAAGAGGGCAAACCACAGACUCAGUGUACCGAAUGGUAUGAUAAUAAGAAAGCAUUUUUUGUUCUAUAAAUGUAUUGGCCUAAUUGUUUUGAGAGCACUCCCAGGCAUGCGGAAAUGGGUCAUUUUUGGACAGCCGUGCUUAAGGAAAGUACAUGGCAUUUUAAGAUAAUCUUUAGUUCUCGACCUUCCUCCAAGUGUUUCAGUUUUCCUUAAUCCAUAAAAACCAACGCUCAACAUUGCAAUUUUCUUUGGAAACAGUAGAUGAAGAACGCUUUUUUAUGCAUGUGCAACGUCCGAAAUCCAAUGGAUUUCUCCGUAAUCUGAUGUUUUGGUGUUGCACGUAAGCUUUGCUGGAGUCUCUGUUGUAACCAUUGAGUACCUGGCUUAGUUUUACUUUUGUUGUUUCAGGGUCGUGUUGGUAUCAACACUGACCGACCAGAGGAAGCAUUAUCAGUUCAUGGGAAUCUGAAGGUCACGGGUCGCCUUGUGCAUCCAUCGGACAUUAGAGUCAAGGAGAGCAUAGAGGAGGUGAAGUGUCAUAUUUUAAACUCUUGUCUGUUUACUUUCAGUGUGGUAGACCCUUUUGUGGAAGAAAAAUAACUAGUCUCGCCAGGUUAGGGGCCGAUCAUGAGUGAAUGAAAAGUCAAAAACCUACCCAAAUAUAGCCGUUUUUCUGGCCGAAUGGCGGUUUAAGAAAAAUGGCAAGUCAAUUCGGGCUUAUUACGGCAGUUUCCGAUUUAGUGUCGAAAAGCUAAAACCAAAGUAAUCCCAGCGACCAGUCAGAACUCAGGUUUACAUUAUCAUUAGCGAAUGAGAACUCAAAGUGAAAACAAGCUAACUGCUUGAAGCGCGGGAAAAUGCAAGUGACUGGCUCGCGAUUAUUUUUAGUUUUGCAUCUGAUUGGUUGAGAGGGUGGCGCGAGUUUUUUAGACCAAUCACAGAGCAUAGUUAUAUAAAACCACAGCAAUCCAAGAUCACCCUCUGCACUUUUGAAAAUUUUUUUUCUAUGAAGAAACUCAUGGUGAUAUCUGGGUUUCCUAUCUCCAAAUUCACCAGAGGCUCUUCUGAAAUCAAGGCACUCCAAUUUGGUCAUGGCACACCUUCAACAAGGAGAGAGCGAUUUUAUAGUGCUUGCAUACGUGACAAAGUCAGAGAAAAAUAACUCUGCACGAUUUUAUAGCACGAGCAUUGACGAACAUUAUAGCUUCGAUGAAGUUGAAUGGAAGCGAGCUCUUCACUUACUGGUCACUUUUUCUCUAUAGGUGGAUACUAGGGAGCAACUUCGAACUAUCUCCAGAAUCAACCUUUACAAAUACCGCUUCAGUCGCGAGUAUUUAGAGCACGCUGGUUUAAGAUCAGGUGACUCUGACGGGGAGGACACGGGGGUCCUGGCUCAGGAAGUGAAGGAAGUCUUACCUGAGGCUGUGAAGGAAUCAGUGAGUGGUUUAUACCUUCAUCAUUCCCAUAUUGGUGUCAUGUUUCCAUGGUGGGCCACGUAGGGACUAUGUUAUAUCAUGCUGUUCUGACGGUUGUAAUACAGUGUUAACUUGGGGGUUUUAGUCCAAUCGCGUGGCGUGGUCUUUGAUAUGAAGACUUUUAUGAUAUGUCAAAUUGCGAUAAAAUUUCAUUCCAGUAACAGCAAUAUAGAUCAUUUGGCUGUCAAGUUUGAUAAGUUUGAAACAAACUUACAUAGUCCAUCAUUAGCAAUGUAUACUGUGGUCUACUGUGUACAAUGUCUUGUUAGCUACCGGUUGGUGGUAAAUAGAAAAUAGUAAAUUUCGGUGUUGCAGUAAAACUUGAACCAUUUUACAAAACAGAAAUAUUUUAUUUUGGAGUCACUUGUCGACAAAUGUCCUCUAGAUUAAACUCAUUUAAAAAGAAUUCGUUUUAGGAAUUAAUCCAGUAUGAAAUCACUUUCUAACUUGCGUCGUUAAUGCUUGACAUUUAUAGAGUUUUGGAAGACAAGUAAUACCUUGUAUUACAUUCAUAUAGUGAUGGCACAGUGUGACUAAUUAUACAUCUUUAAUAUUUUGCAUUUCUGUCAACAUUUAUCUGAAAUAUUUUUUCCAGGAAGAUGUAGUUUUACCCGACGGAAAAACGAUAGAGAGAUUUUUGGUUGUUAAUAAAGUAAGUUUGAUCAAUGAUUUCUUCAUUUGUCAGUGCAGUGAACAUUAAUGAUCUUGAACCUGUAAAUACUUUACUAACCAAGGGAGCUUUCGUCGGUUUCACACUUUAGAGUAGUACUUAUCGGACAUUUACUUUUUUAUAGAAAUUCUUGCAUUCUCCAUUCUUUACUGCUCUUUAUGGUUUGUUGUUACGUCUUUGAUAGGUGUACUUCUUUUGUGGUUUUAUCAUGUUACCGAACGAAUGUUUUUUAGUUUCCUUUCAGCUAAAGGUUGCUUUACACUUUAUAAAAAAUAAUGACAUAAGUUCCUUUUAGUGAAGAGCAAAAUUGCAUUUUUAAUUCAGUCAGAUUAAGAACAGCGUCCGCCCGCGGAACUUUCGAUUCUGUCCGGUAAAUACUUAGGCAGAAAGCCAUUGGUGGUUAAUUAUCUUGCUUAGAAGUACAGUGUAUAGUAUAGUUAUUCGUUUUACUUAUUCUUUUGAAAAUUAAUUCUCUCUGCACAGGAAAGAAUCUUCAUGGAAAACGUUGGUGCUGUCAAAGAGUUGUGUAAACUGACGGUAAGUAUGGAGUUGUACCAAACGAAUCUCGCAAUUUACCAUGAAAUGAGAGUACGUAUUGAGACCUUAGUUAUAGAUAGAUUUUAUGCCUGAGAAACAAUAGAAGUUAUUCUGGUCAUGAAAUAACGUCUUGUUGCUUGUAACCCUUGCAGGACAAUCUAGAGGUCAGAAUAGACGAGCUGGAAACAAUGAAUCAAAAACUACAACGAAAACGCUGUGAUACUGUUAGCACGUUCAGUAGUUUGAGCUUGUCGAGGUGUAGUUCCUUCAGGUGAGUUCUACAGAUCUGCCAGUUACGUUAUUUAAUUUUAAUAAUUGUUUAAUAGUAGUUUAAUAGUUAAAGGGUGCGCGCUCUCGUGCCAGAACGUUUUUGCGGGAAAGUAGGCGUAUGAUACAGGUGGGGAGGAGCGUUCGGAGGUGUAGUUUUGGCGGGAAUCCGCUCUCAUAGAUAAGAGUUGUUUUGGCGAAAACAGAGCAGCCUUCGGAGCGAGGAUAUCGUGGUGUUGCGAGCACAGACCAAAUUCUGGAAAGGGAAGAAAGGCCAUGUUGUCUUGCCAAGGGCUUCCCACACCACGUUUUCUAUCGUGUAGUCGUAUUAUUUGAAUGAUCUGUCUUCUCUUCAUUACACUUGGCUUCAUAGGUAAAGAAUAAGGGAAAUGGCUGACCUACCCAGCCCAUAAGGGAAGAAAUUAAUUGUUACAACCCUAAGCGACUUAGAACGUAGCUCUCUGAUGAUACAGUUACAAUAAUUUUGCAGAGCGUCAAUUAGCAGUAAGAAGCCAACUCCAGAACGUAAAAAGAGAUGCCAUCAUCACCACCACUGUCACCAUCAUCACCACUGCGCAUGUGUACGUACUUCCUAUUUUUAGAUGAGGGAAAUUUUCCGUUCAUUGUCUGAAGUAAUCGAGAUUGCUUUGGUUUAGCUUUGCUUAGCCGCAUGAUUGGUCCAGACAACUCGUGCCACUUUCUCAACCAAUUGGAAUCAAAGCUCUAAUCAAGCGCGACUUGGUCGCUCGCGUUUUCCCGCGCUUCAGGCGAUUUUCCUCUUUUUUUACGUUGAUUCUCAUCGGCCACUUUUGAUAUUUUCCUUUGUUCUGAUCGGAGGCGGCCGCCAAUGGUGUAAUAGGCGGCUGUGCCGAACGCGUAAGGCGAAACCCAAACAGCUAAACAGACGGCGGUAGACCGCCGAUAAACGGAUGUUAUUGAAACCCAUACAUCUUUAAACCUAGAUUUUUGUUUCCCCAACAGAGACCUCACGGAGUUGUUCAUGAUGAGUCAGGAUGGUGCUCUCCCAGGUUCAUGCAGUUGACUAUUGUUUCUCUCAUAGUCUUCGUGGUUCUCAGGUAGGAUUAGAUCUUCUAGCUGUUGAGGUGAAAUUCGCAGUUCUCCCUUCCAGAUGCCGUACAUUUCCUCGGUAAUCAGUAAAGAGAAUUUGAUGUCACAUCAAGGCGACAUCCUCAGUUUGAAUCGCUGCGUCUUUUAUACUUCCUAUGCCAUUUGGACUGUGAUGAUUUUUUAAUUAUGAUUUAAUAUAAUUAUAGUUUUACUAUAAUUGUUUGUUUUCAAUUAUGAUUUUCCUUCAGUGAAGCGUUUUUGGACCACUGGGAAAAGACGCUUCAUAAAUGUAUUAUUAAUAUUAUUAUUGUUGUUGCUAUUAUUAUUAUUAUUAUUAUUAUUAUUAUAAUUAUUCGUUUCUUGUAUUUUUUUAAGGGUAGCUUUCCUAAAAGGUUCUUAGAUAUGUUUUGAUGAGGUGAAACUGUUAAGUGAACGAUUCUACUUUUUUUUCUUUUUGACACAGCCUUGUUGGGAUAGCUGUUAUUUUAUCUCUUAAAAAUAAUAAUCCAUCAAAUCAUGGAAAAGGUUCGAUCGGAAAAAACACUGACGGUAACGUUGGGAUCAACAUGAACAGCUCAGAAUCACCCAGUUGGUCGCCAACUGAGAUAUCAUCUAUUCCAAAGUCUACCUCGAUGAUUACAUCGCCUCCACUUGUAAGUAAGACAGUUUCCUCGACACCACCAUAUGUAACAAGCUCAGUAACACAUGAAAGGAAACACAGCACAGAAAAUAAACCUUCCCACGCCUUCGUUGCACAUGGCACCUCUUCAGUACCGAGGAAAACUCCAGUGUCACGAGGUAACUUUCUCUAAAAUGUGUUAAGCUGUUACGUGUUCAUAGGGUGCUUAGGAACCAUUCAGUGCUUAACGCCUGGGGGAUGAUCGAAGAAUUUUUCCCUUUAUUUGUUUUUGUUUUGUUUUGUUUUGUUUUUUUUUUGGGGGGGGGGGAGAAUCACAUGGUUUUCAGGGGAGAUGGAAGGGGAUCAGGCAUCACCAUGAAGAGUACGAAGGGGGAGUAUAAAAUUUGACUGCCAAUUAACUGCCAAUGGGGCUGGGGGGAUUAGUAGAAUAUGACAGAGCCUUCUGAUCCCCCCUCCCCCGGGCGAAAAAUAAUAGCCUCGUGUCUGAUUGGUCAAGAGGAGCACGGGUUUUCUCGUGAAGUAUCAGAACAUGGGCAGUGAAGGUCUUUACAACGUGCACUUUAUUACAUAGGGAAUAAACCCAAAUUGAAAAAUGAAUCUUUCUUCAAUUGCGAAUUGUUUUUCGGUGCGAAAAACAAUAAAAUAAAAUAAAAUAAUAAAGAAAUAACAUUUGCGUCCUCCUUUAUAAGGUGUAAAGACAUGUUUUCAUUUCGUAAAGCUUACUAUAAAAACCUGGUCAUGUGGCCAGCUGCCCAUAAAACUUUUCCUUCUUUCGCGCACUUAAUUCUGUAACCAGCGGGAACUAUAACAGAAUAUUGGAAAUUGUCAACUGAAAGAUUUUUUUUGUAAGACGUUUCUUUCUAUUCUCAUUUGUAGUCUUCUUGAAGUGCUUGGCAGCUAGUUUUGAGAAGCACUACCUUGAUAUUUAACGCCAUCUUAAAAAUUUACCUUAACAAUGCACGUUUUUAGAGUAAGAUAUUCAUUCGCGUGUUUUAACUUGGAUCUGAUUGCUUUGAUGAUCUCUUCCAUCUGCAGCAAGGACAUCGCCCGAGACCUCUCCGAUAACUACCCGCGUGAUCAAGCCUAGCCAAGAACUGAAAUCGCCUGCGAGCGAGGGCAGAACAAUUCCACCAAAAUCGAGGCAAUGUUGUAAACAGACCAACACUAAUCAACAAAGACUGCUCAGAGGCAAAGAGGUGUAUUACGAUAGCCUCACCCCACCCAAGGGUGGGUACAUACUCUGUAUUAGCUUUUGCUUAACUGCUUAAUUGGAAUAAUUCUCAGGCUCAAAAUUAUGUUCUUAACCGACGAGAAACUUAUAACAGGAGGGCAAUCCUGAGAUUGUUAGGAAGUAUUUAGUUGGUUAAGUAGGAUUUUGUCAUUUGUUUUUGUUUGAUAUGUAGUUACUGUUUGAUUUCGAAGUCCGAGGUUAUUUGGAUUUAAGCUAUCACGAUGAAUUUCCGAAUUAUGACUGUCUUGAAUAACUUCCAACAGUUGACAAACCACCAGUUGUACGUGCAGAUGAAAGUAAAUGCAUUAAAUUUCAAAGUCGUCCGAUUCAUCACCUGAGGUUGUUUUGUUAAAUGCGAGAGUGAUCUACAAGCGCAUGCUGAGAGCCGGGACACUUUUGUUACUUCUUUCAUGUUCUACCUUGGAAAUCUGUUAUGUAAAGGUUUCUUUCCGAUCGAGAGUAAUUUUAGACCAGCGUUAACCCCUUAUACCCUAACAUCAGUAUACAUCUUCUCCAUGCUCAUCUCCGUACAUUUCUUAAGGAGCUGACAAAAAGAAUUUGUUUAACAAUCAAGAUUCAGGGGUGACAUUUUAAGGAGGAAGUAGAUAGUAGUUACUCUUAGGGGUCAAAUACAAUUAUACUGACGCAGCUGAAUUACGCUCGGCUCGUGGAAAGUUCGGCGUCGAAACUUACACGAAAAAGACAUCUUUGAAGAUCACAACAAUUUGAUAGAGAGAAACCUGUUUAAGUUCCUCUGUUUUUUUGUUUGUUUGUUUUUCCAUAUGGAAGAAUAAUUAAUAUUACAAUUCUUAGAAGUUUCAAUUUUUUUCCUAAACUCGCAGGCUCACCUAUUGGUCAAUUACGCGAUCCAGAACUUCGAAUUUUAGAGCGAAAUUACCCCAUCAAGAACGAGAACAGGUUGGUGCUUACUUAAAUUGCCUCUUGCCAUAUUUUUGCCUUUUUUUCUCUCUUAUCUGACUUUAUUCUUUGUUUUCAGUUCUCAGAAUUCUUCACUUUACAUUCCAGUCAGCCCCAACUUACCGCUUAAACCCAUAACUCUCGAGAUCAAGUAAGUAUUAUACUUAACAUACAAUAGUGUCUUUCAAACAGAAUCAGGUCCAUCAGCUCGAGGUGCACGAUGUCAAACCUAUGAUAUAACAAACCAAAGAGGUUUUGGAAUUGGAGAAAAACUUAAUCUUCUGGUGAUAUUUUUCGUGUGGUUCUUUAAUGACCUUUUUAUAUUGUAACUGAGUCUAAUACAUAGCUGUUGCAUAAUUUACAGCUCCACUGCAAGUUCAUUGGUGUUGUUGUGUAACACGAAAUGCAAUCCACAAGAUGGCUGCCAAGACAGCACGAAUCCGCCAAAACUUGAUACUGAAAAGGAUCAGGUAAGAUGGCUGUUUAUUCACAAAUUCACACAACAUUUUUGUCUUGCCUUUUUUCUUAUUUUUUAGGCUCCCCAGCAUUUGUAAAGGUUUAUUUUUUCAAAUACUUUUAUGCACUCUUGAGGCCAGUUAUGUGUUUGGUUUUUGCUGAAGAAAACUUUUCGAGGGACUUAAUGUUACUCCCAGCUUCCAGAACAGUUUAAAAUUUUUUCUUUUUUCAGGCGAACGCGAAGCAAGCGCAAAGCGCGUGUGACCCGCGAGGGAGGACGCGCUUCGUGCUCGCCUCGCACUUGCCUUCGUUCGACUGGAAAACGUACGUCUGUUUUGCAGCCUAGGUUACUCUAGGGCCAACUUAAGAGAAAAAAAUAUUUCCACACAUUUAAAGUGUUUUGCGUUAAAAAUCCGACCUCCCGAAGUCUAACUUGGUAACUGUUGGGUCACCGGCUAUUCCGCAGCGAAAGUUAGGGUAAAUAUCGACUUCCGUCUGCCCUAAAUCUCAUACCUUUGUCUAUUUUUUAAUUUUUUUUUUUUGCUUUCAUAGGGCAUAUGGACAAUGAGUCACAGAUGGAAGCUUCCUGUUGCUUAUUAUUUCCAGAGUACGUAUCAUUUUCGUCUGGUAUUGUCGCGUAAAGCUAAUGUUACCUGUACCACAGUUCUCCAGCCGAGUGGUCCACGAUUUCUGGACUACCAUUUCCACUUCAUACGCAAGUGCAGUAAUUGAUGUAACCAACAGUUACGUUGCCUAAACCAUUUUUCGUUUAAUAUGUACGUGUUAUUUUAUUAUUUUAACGUUCGGGUAUUAAGUGUAUUUGUGAGUUGAGGUCGCUUUGUGUGGUAAAAUAUUAUUGCAUAAACUAUUUUUUUGCUUAUUUAAAUAUUACUUUAUCAUUUUGUCGCGCGUUUAAUAGCUUUUUCUGUCAGUUGGCGUCGUUUGGUGUGAUACAGCUUUCUUACCGGUGUAUUAUUUCUCUCCAACUUCAAUUCCUUUAUUAUAAACCUACGCGUCUUAGGAUCAGUUCUGGAAACGAAAUCUAACGUAGAGCACGGUUUAAGAGAAUCGAUGAACUUAGGAAUUUCUCUAUAAAAGUGGAUUUUUUCAGUAAAAGAAUAUCCUUUACAUUUUUAGCUUCGAACCUUUUACGCUUCAUAGAUAAUUCUUAAUUGAAAAUAACUUUUGAGUAUUUGCGUGUACUUCUGCUUCGUGGGCAUUCAAAUGAAGGUUUUGUGUUGUAUUUGUAGAGGGUACUGUAUGUCGUGCUUUAGAACAAACUCGUGAAUAGUCUCCGUAGCUAGGUAUAUAGUCUUGUACCUUUGUAUUGGGUAUAAAAAACCUGGUUUUUAACCUUCAAGGGUUUUUUUCCCAAAACCAGCGUACGAAACAAAUUAGUCGGCUAAGACCACGCCUCAUCACACUCUAAAAUUGCGAUUAUAAUCCUUAAUUUGUAAGGCAAAUCAACUUAAAUGAGUAGUCGAUAAUUGUUGUUCGACGCUAUGAUAAAUCUUGGAUAUAUCUCCCUCUUGUGAAGUUGUAGUUAAAUAUUUUUUGCUCCUCCAUUCAGUCAGAAACGCUAUGCAUUCUAGCCAACUCUCAAUGUUCGUAUAAUUUGUUUUAAAUCUGCAUUCACAUUUGUUAGUGUAUUUUAAUUAUCAUACAUCAAUGUCACUAUUUCAAUGAUUGGUUAAAAUUACGGAGGAUUUUACAGCUGGCACUGUGUUCGUUACCUCAUUCCCACAGACAAAUGAUUUUAUACGUCUACUAGUGACGUCAUACCCACAGACGUAAGCUUUAAAGCAUGUUUUUUGAAAACAAAUUCUCGAUCGCUUCCUGGCGAGAAUUUUUUAAGGCAGUGUAGUAGGACACUUUCGUGUUAGUUUCGUAGUUGUUUACUAGAUAGACACUAGUUAAACCUUACAGGUUUCGAAGAAGAUUAGGUACAUGUGUUCAAGGCUACAGCACAACCAAGUAUUGGGAGUGUGGAUGGAUCUGCUACCCCAAAAUUAUCGAAACAAUCUCUUAAGUGGCAUAGAAGCCGCUCACAUUUUGCAAGUCUCCUUUGCAAAUGAUUUUUUUCUUUUCAAGUAAGUUACAAAUGAAGUUAAGGAAGUGGGGGGGAGGGGAAGGGCUAGGCGUUGUAGUUACUUUUUCGCAACCGUCUUUCUCCGCCUUUUUAUUUUCUUGUACGAUUAAUCAAGAGCUUACCAGUUCCGUAUACUUUGUUCCGAAUCAUUCGUUGAAGUGUUAGUUUGCUCCAGUGUAUACGAGCAUAGAAGCAACGGCAUCGUUGCGAAAGAGACUUAAGCGCAUUCAAAACUGAUGUUGUUGUGAUUUAGAUUAAGUAGUGUUGGAUGAGCUGUUUUAGGCACAGUCAAACGCAUUCUCAUCAAAUUUUUCUUAGAUUAAAAGGUUUUUAACUUAAAGGUGUAUUCAAUCAGGGGUUUCAUGAAAAGCCUGUUAUACCAUCGGCUGCCGCUCAUGGAAAACGGUUAUUGAAAGCCCUUUGACUAACGUGCACCUAGAAAGUCAGUAUCUGUGAUUGGAAAGGAAGUGUCUUUUGUCAUCGGAAUUUUUCUGUUUAUUUUACUUUUGGUGGCAAGAGAAAUUUAGAGAUUGAGAACAGUCAAGAUGUUAAACUGGAAGUUAUGUUGUAGAUACCUACUAGAAAAAUUCAUAGUUUUAAGUUAAGAUGUUUUUAUCUUAGGCACAUAACAGUUC